UUUGAUUGCUAUUUUACCGAUCUGCAAUGGCCUCAAAUCGUUGGAUAUGAAACCCGUUUGUGAGUCGAUUUUGGCAGACAUUAGUCAGGAAACAGUUACUUUAUCAUUUCCCUCGGAUCUUACUGGAAUCUGGACAUCGCAAAGCUGUGAAGUUCGACCAGGUCCAGAAUUUCUCAUUCGAAAGUACAGUUUCGAUAAACGGAAUUUUACAGUAGAACAGUUUUAUUACAAGGAUUCCCAAUGUUCCACACCGCUCUAUGUUAUUGUUGCUAAUGGCCGCAUAAAAGCACAGCGAUGGUCUUUACUUACACAAGGAGGAGUAGAAAGCAGAUAUCAUCUUCACAGUGUCAGCGUCCUUCCUUAUAGUUCGAGUGCAGCAUGGUCAUUGAAACAUAGGUCAUUUAGAGCCUGUCCUCACCUGUCAAAAUCUCACUGGAAACCAUUCUACCAGUAUAAUUUAAUGAAAUUACUGGAACAUUCUAUUUUAGACUGUACGGACAAGUUCAGUUGGACUCUGAACGAAUUUCAAUUGCUAAAACUCGAAAAGCGGAUUGUUUACAAAGGGUUCAAGUUCUUCACUGACGAGGAACUUUUUACAGGGGACAUCCAUCUUGACAACACGGUCAGGAAACAUUUCUACCGACCUACUGACUACCAAACAGCUUUGAAAAAACCUUAGAUCGUACGUGUAAAAUCUGCCACCAAAUCAGUAACUCGGACCUGUAUCAUCCUCCCAUUUUACCCAAAAGUCCUUUCACUCCAAUUUCCACAAUUGGACAUUGGGUUAGUGUACGAUGCGAAACCCGACCGCUAGGAAUGUUCAUCACACGCAGGCUGACAUUUUAUGAGGGUGGUAAUAACUGGAGUGGUACAUAUAAUUACUUUCGAGACCCUCGAUGCCGUCAACCAAGCUUCACAUUAGAUGCCGAGGGUAAGUAUUCAGAAAUAAUGGGUACAACAGCGGUGAUUGGCGGAACGAAACAUUAUAAAUUCACAGUGCAAAGGUUAAAAAUUACACCGGAACACUACAGUAUCAGCGAAAAUUUAAAUUUUUACAAUGGUUCGGGUUGUGGUGUUCCUGGAUCAUGGCGAAUUGGAAUAACACAAGAUGUGACUUCUACACACGGUUGCAGACCUAUGGAUAUCAGACUACCAAAUGUUGUACUGGAAACUAUUAAGAUGGUUACCGAUGUGAAUAAAGAACGUUAUUUGUACAUGGGAAAGAGAGUUAUGUAUAGCGGACCAAGAAGCCAUUCGUAUCCAACGUCUUUUCAACCACCACUUCAAAGUUGCACCAAAGAAAAUAUCAAACGAAAAUCAGGAUCUUCAUCUUUGACAGUCCGACAUAUUAAACAAAAUAUAGCCCAAGCUAAGCCCUUGAUCCAGUUAAGCGGUACAAGAUCGCUGUACUCUACUAGUAUGGCUACCAGGCAAAAAACAGUUAACUCUCUUUUAAUAGCGAGCAUGAUGACAGUUGUAGCUCUCUUAACAAAGAGUCGUGGAAUGUCAUCCACAAGAGAUCAUUGGCAAAUGUUGAUUAUAAUGUGUUUUAUUUGUGUUCUUUCAUUCCCUGGAUUUAUAGCACCAGCUGUACAAAAUUGAAGAGCAAAACCAAUCAAACAAAAAAUAUUAUAUGAGAAACUGUAUGAAGAAUUUAAAUGUAAAUUAAUUCUGUCAAAUAUGCCAAAACCACAAACAUUUCUUCAUAUGCAUAUACAAGCAAAAACACUUUAUUUUCUAAAA
This is a messenger RNA of Octopus sinensis (East Asian common octopus), 1743 nucleotides long. RefSeq names its product protein APCDD1-like. The transcript is spliced from 3 exons. Gene Ontology annotation, biological process: negative regulation of Wnt signaling pathway. Lineage: Eukaryota; Metazoa; Mollusca; Cephalopoda; Octopoda; Octopodidae. The coding region runs from base 817 to 1602 and encodes 261 amino acids. Gene Ontology annotation, molecular function: Wnt-protein binding. The record is from RefSeq and is a predicted model, not a curated record. Gene Ontology annotation, cellular component: plasma membrane.